UCAAAAGGUGUGCUACAAGCUGGCGGUUAAUGAAUGUAUUAAGCCGUAAAACAAAGAAGAUGCAAAAUACAGAUUAAUAACACCACCUUUCGUGGAAUAUCGUGGCUGAGAUUCUCUUUACUGUCACAAAAAACCAAAAAUGAAUUUCAAUGCCUAACUACUACUACUACAUGUGUGCUCACUUUUUCUGUGUUCUAACCCAACCUUUCACUUUACCAAAUCUACAAGUGGGUCUAUCGGGUCGGAUCCGAAUUGUACCAAAUGGAUAAAGAGAAGUACUCUGAGGAAUUGAAUGUGGGUGUUAGGGUAGUGCAUAUGGCAUGUGGUUUAUGUCAAAAAGUGCAAAAGGGUUUGUUAUGUAACACAUUUGAUGAUGAUGAUGAGGUUAAGUCUAAGGAUGAUGAUUCUCUUGUUACUAUUGCAGAUUGGAGUGUGCAAGCAACUGUAAGCUGGAUCCUUUCAGAUACUUUUGGUAGCGAAAAUGUCUCCAUAGUAGCUGAAGAAGACGUUCAAACUCUUUCCAAGCCUGAAUCAGCAGGUAUAUUGGGUAAAGUUGUUAGCACUGUCAACGAAUGCUUAGCAGAAGCUUCCAGAUAUGGUCUGAAAAGUCCGGAUAAAUCCCUGGGGCCUUCAGAAAUUCUGGAGGCUAUUAGUCGCUGCAAUUCAAAUGGGGGCCCUCGUGGCAGGCAUUGGGUUCUUGACCCAGUUGAUGGUACACUAGGGUUUGUGCGUGGAGAUCAGUAUGCUGUGGCUCUAGCCUUGAUUGAUAAUGGGGAGGUUGUAGUGGGAGUGCUAGGAUGCCCUAAUUAUCAUAUGAAGAGGGACAGGCAUAAUAAGCAACAGCAAAAUAAUAUUUCAUCAGAAGUUUCAGUGCCCUCACCUGAUACAUUGAAAGACGGAUGUGUGAUGUACACGAAAAAAGGUACUGGUGAAGCUUGGGUGCAGCCAAUGGUUUAUGGUGAUAUGAAAUAUGAAUGGCCAAAUUUUGCCAAACAAGUUUGUGUUUCUCCAAUUGAUGAUCCAGCAUUGGCAACUUUUUGUGAGCCAGUUGAGAGAGCCAAUUCAAACCACUCCUACGCAGCUGGACUUGCUUCCUCUGUUGGGCUUAGAAACAAGCCCCUCCGUGUUUAUAGCAUGGUAAAAUAUGCCGCCAUAGCACAGGGAGAUGCUGAAAUUUUCAUGAAAUUUGCGAGAGCUGGGUACAAAGAGAAGAUUUGGGACCAUGCAGCUGGUGUUCUCAUUGUACAAGAGGCUGGUGGUGUGGUAACUGAUGCAGGAGGGCGUUCACUUGAUUUCUCUAAGGGGAUAUACUUGGAAAGUCUUGAUAGGGGAAUAGUUGUUUGCUCUGGCGUUAAGCUGCAUGAGAAAUUAAUUGGAGCUGUUUAUGCCAGCUGGGAGUCCUCUAGUCUAUGAAUCUCUCUUAUCUGCGAGAAGGACAGUGAUGGACUGCUAUCUAAUUACGUGCUUCCAGGUGGUAAACAUGUGUUCUAUCGUCUUCCAAAUUUAGAUAGGUACUUUUCAGGCGACUAACUUUGACAAAUGGAGCACUAUUGCAAUUGGUUCAUGAGAUACGUGUUUGCUCUGGGAAGACAUAAAAAAAGGCGGACUGGUUUCCCAAGAGACAGGUAAAUCUGAGGCCAAUGUUGCAGAGAAAUGUCUGCUAAAUGGUUAAUUGGUUUUCGGUGAAGCACAAAAAUCUGAGGCUACUAUUUCAGAGAAGAGUUUACUUGUCGUUCUGGGACCGUUGAGGGGAACUUCAUUGCUUCAACGACCAAGUUAAAAGUGCAUAUACGUUCCGCCCUUCUAUUCCCUUCCUUUAAACAAGAUGCAGAAAAAGUCUCUUACUGGAUUCUGAUACUAUUGGUACUUGGUAGACAUAGUUUUAAAAUUGUUUAGAAUGUCUGUUACUCGAUUUGAUUCCUGGGAAAUGUUAACCAUAAAAUAAUCUUUUGUGUAUUCUAUUGACACACAUUUUAAUUUAAUUACCAAAAUACGAGACUUGUAUCAUUUAAGAAAGCCUCUAGAGCUUUGUUCGACUUCUGAGGAAAUGACAAAAAUGGUUCCUUAAGUA
Lycium ferocissimum is the source of this 2071-nucleotide messenger RNA. Its product is annotated as PAP-specific phosphatase HAL2-like. The record is from RefSeq and is a predicted model, not a curated record. The transcript is spliced from 4 exons. Gene Ontology annotation, biological process: sulfate assimilation; phosphatidylinositol phosphate biosynthetic process. Lineage: Eukaryota; Viridiplantae; Streptophyta; Magnoliopsida; Solanales; Solanaceae. The coding region runs from base 262 to 1413 and encodes 383 amino acids. Gene Ontology annotation, molecular function: 3'(2'),5'-bisphosphate nucleotidase activity.